AUGUCUUUCGCAACCGGUCUAGGCUCGUCCUUACGGACAGCAUCCAGCAACAGCGCCGCUGCCACUGCCUCUUCAUCUUCCUCCGCCGCUGUUCGAUCCUUCUCCGUUUCAGCUCGAGCCUUAGCCAAGGCACGUAAGCAGCGCAAUGCCGCUGACCCAAUGGCUCUUCGCAAAAUGGCCAAAUUCAAUUACGACGAUGUUCCCACCCUCGGUCACGCCAUUCUCCAGCGCAAGCGCGAGAUGCUUCAGCUUCUCCGCACAGUUGAGUUCGAGAUCCCUAAGCUGGCCUCUUUCCGUCAAAGCUAUACUCCACCGAAGCCAUCUGAGGUCCUUCAGUUCCGAUUCCAACAUUACCAGGGCGAAAAGCACCCAGCAUCGCGCAAAGUCGUUCUUUCUGUCGAUGUCGACGCUCUCUCAAAGGCCGGUGCUGUAAAAGAUGCAAUGUCGAAGCACAAAUUGCUGUUGCUUGCGGGAAGCAGGUUCCACGCAAAGGGUGGAAAGGAAGGUUUGGAGCAGGGCAAGGGAGAAAUCAAGAUCUCCUGCGAGUUGUUCCCGAAUGAGAGACAGAACAUGAAGUGGUGUUCGGACACAUUCGAUGCGCUGGUCAGGGAGGCAAAUGUGAGGAGUGAAGAGGUGGAUGCAUUGCCAUUGGAUCCAAGGGCCGAGUUGAUCAGGGAGGACAAGAAGAGACAUUACUUGAGGGCCGAUAGGCCAUCGUUCAAGGAUUUCCCCAAGGAGUGGUUGUAA
This is a messenger RNA of Ustilago hordei, 747 nucleotides long. RefSeq lists its product as uncharacterized. The record is from RefSeq and is a predicted model, not a curated record. Lineage: Eukaryota; Fungi; Basidiomycota; Ustilaginomycetes; Ustilaginales; Ustilaginaceae. Gene Ontology annotation, cellular component: mitochondrial small ribosomal subunit. Gene Ontology annotation, biological process: mitochondrial translation. Bases 1 to 747 code for a protein of 248 amino acids. The transcript has a single exon. Gene Ontology annotation, molecular function: structural constituent of ribosome.